This is a messenger RNA of Aspergillus puulaauensis, 1590 nucleotides long. RefSeq lists its product as uncharacterized. The transcript is spliced from 5 exons. The coding region runs from base 1 to 1590 and encodes 529 amino acids. Lineage: Eukaryota; Fungi; Ascomycota; Eurotiomycetes; Eurotiales; Aspergillaceae. Gene Ontology annotation, cellular component: membrane. Gene Ontology annotation, molecular function: L-cysteine transmembrane transporter activity. The record is from RefSeq and is a predicted model, not a curated record. Gene Ontology annotation, biological process: L-cysteine transport; transmembrane transport.
AUGCUCGACACGAAGCAAGAACCCGAUGCCCAAGCACACGCGGCACCAGACGAUACUUCUCCCAAUCGCCAUGUGGUUGAUGAACAAGACACCGACGACACGACGAUAUUCUACAACAAGAACAAAGACAAUGUCAGGCCUCUGACCCCUGAGAUCAGGAGAAAGGUCGUUCGCAAGAACUUCUGGUUCCUCCUCAUCCAGACGUGGUGGAUUUCCUUCCUUAUUCAUCUUGACAAGUCGACGCUAUCUCAAGCCAGUACCAUGGGCCUUUUCAAGGACACUGACUUGUCCAAGGAUGGGAACGAGUACAAUCAGCUGUUCACCUUGUUUUACGCCGGAUAUCUCAUUGCGCUCUGGCCAGGUGCUUGGAUCUCACAGCGGGUCGGCCACAAGUACUUUAUAACAGGCUCACUGUUUCUCUGGGCUCUCUUGAUUGGAGUUCAUCCUGCUGUUACAACUGGAAAGCAAAUGAUGGCCGUGCGGUUCUUAUUAGGGAUGACCGAGUCUCAGAUCAUACCUUCAACAGCCAUUCUCCACCAGGCUUUCUUCCCACCCAAGCAGAGCCCGUGGGUGCAGCUUUUAUGGUGGGCAUUUGGCAGUGUGGCUAACGUCAUGCUCACGAUGAUCUCAUACAAGCUUAUCCUCGACGAUAAUGCCGGGGUGUUGGUUGGUGGGCUUAGUUCAUGGAAAUGGCUUCAUAUAAUCUGUGCCAUUUUGACCUUUGGGGUUUUUGUCCCUCUUGUUAUCUUCCUCCCUAACUCUCCCCUCGACGCGAAGUGGCUUUCCACCGAGGAGAAGGUCUAUACAAUUGAGAUUAUUCGGGAGACGCGUGCUGGGAUCACCAACUCGACUUUCAAGUGGUCCCAGGUGCGGGAGUCGUUCACUGACCUGAAGAGUUGGCUGUUUAUAUUCCACAUGUUUUUCAACGAACUCCCAAAUAACACCUCUCAGCAACUCCCUCUUAUCGUGGUCGGUUUCGGUUUCACGGCAGCCGAAAGUGCUCUCUUCAAUAUUGUGAAGCCGCUCUGGGGCUUCAUUUUGAUUCUUAUCUCUGCCGCCAUGUUGUACGGUACUAGACUCGGAACCGGCUAUACUUGUGCUAUCUCCUACAUCCCGUGUUUUGUUGGUGGUAUUAUUGAGUUGGCGGCCCCUUGGUCUAACAAAGUAGCCUUGGUCGUCGGAACGCAGAUAUCCACGUUCAAACCAUCUUACCUCCUCGGUCUCAACUGGGCUGGAACAACAACAACAGGACAUACAAAAAAACUGACUUUGAUGUCAUCUUGUAUCGUUGCUGCGUCCGUUGCCAACAUGAUCUCGCCUGAAUUCUGGGAAGCAAAAUACAAACCCCGCUACGUCCUCCCCUGGGCUUUUAUGACUGCGUUCUGGUUCAUCUCGCCCGCAAUGUGUCUGAUCAUCCGCUUCUACCUGCAGCGCGAGAACAAGCGGCGGGAACAUCUUCUCACGCAGAGUGCAACAGAGUCCGACGAAGAGGGUGAGGCGAUUGACCUGGGAAGUGAGAUUCUUAAAAUUGGCGAGCGUGAUUUGGACAAGACGGAUCGUGAGGAUCUGCGGUUUAUUUACCCUUUGUAA